This is a messenger RNA of Umbelopsis ramanniana AG, 1609 nucleotides long. RefSeq lists its product as uncharacterized. The coding region runs from base 106 to 1371 and encodes 421 amino acids. The record is from RefSeq and is a predicted model, not a curated record. The transcript is spliced from 3 exons. Gene Ontology annotation, molecular function: zinc ion binding; DNA-binding transcription factor activity, RNA polymerase II-specific. Lineage: Eukaryota; Fungi; Mucoromycota; Umbelopsidomycetes; Umbelopsidales; Umbelopsidaceae. Gene Ontology annotation, biological process: regulation of DNA-templated transcription.
ACAUCUGUGGUGGACCCUUUUUCUUCUUCCCUGUCUCUUCUGCUUUUUUAACUCCUCCCCUUCUUCCAUCCCUCUCCACCCCUUCCCUUUGAAAAGGAUACGUUAAUGCCUCCAAGCCCACCUUCAAACAGGAAAUUAUCGAGCCUGCCCCAAUCUCGCAACUCUUUGGUCGAACGAUGUUCAUCUUUUCGCAAAUGUGAACCAUGCAAACGCAGAAAUCGCAUCUGUAAUGGCCAGAGACCAUGUAGCCAUUGCACAGAUUCCAAUAUGGAUUGCAUCUACAGUGUUGUUUCCGAACAUCCUAGAAGUGUUUUCACAACGAGCUCUGCGAGGCGCCUUAGUUCGGGUUCGGCUUGCGAAACUUGUCGGCGGAGAAAGACAAAAUGUGAUGGCGGGUCUCCGUGUGGAUUUUGUCUUGCAAAUGGUCACGAGUGCGUGAAUAACUCUGAACGACGACGACGCUCUAUGGGUCCCCCUACUGUUACGGCACCUAAUGAAACAGAAGCUAUGGAUCGAAUUGAAGAUCGGUUACGUCGCAUUGAAAAACUAAUGACCGCUUUUACGCCGAGUCCACUGUCACAAAGUUCAUCCACCGUUCAAUACAGUGAAGAGGCGACUGCUGCUGCCAAUAUGCAACAACCGGUUAGGCAGCAUCGGCAUUCGGUACAAGGCAUAUCAGUGGCGAAAGAGCAAGCGGAAUUGCGCGCUGCUUAUGAGAGUAUGAAAGGACGAUCUUCCAGUACUUCAUCACCACGAAGACAAACAAUACAAACAGACACCUUACCUACAUCUUUGUCGGCAAGAUAUGUGUCACCACCUAAUAGUACCGCCAGUGGUAACACUCCACCGUCCGGUAAUACAGCGUUUUCUCCGCCACCGUUGACACGCUUGAUGAUCUCAGCCUCUCAGAGCUCUAAUUUGCCCAAAUCAUCCAAAACUGAGCCGUCUUCACCACCACGAUCAGGAAUAUCAUAUCUUAUGCAAGAAAGCAAGAAUUCAAUAGACAAGGAAGAAUCGCUUCCACCACAUCAACUUCAUCAACAUCAUCAUUCCCUUUUAACCCCAACCACACCUCCACCUUCUAACCCAUCCUCAGUGGACCUCAAAACAAACUUUUUACCUCGACCCAAUUCCCCACUUGCAUCCAACAAUGCUGCUUAUGGCUAUGCAAGCAAUGAUAUGGAUUGGCAAGCAACUGUGAAUGGCAUGCCAAGUCUCAUGGAUCAAUUGUCAAGGCGAACUUUUGGUCAGACCAUGAAUUAUGCGCCAAACAACUUUCCUAUCUAUCCACUUACUCCUCCUCCAAGUCUCUCAAGAACUCAUUCACCUAACAGCACAUCUGGGGGCGAAAUGGCUCGUACUAUGGAAUGAAAAAAAAAGUCUAUUGUGUCUGUUCUCUCAUGCCCGUGUGUAUGUAUGUUAUUCGGAGCCUCGUGGUUUCUUUUUUAAUGCGCAAGGAACAAAAAAAAAAUGAGGGCAAGCAGCUGAUAUCUGCAGCUCAUUUUUGUCUUUUUUGGGCUUCUGCUUUGAGGGCCAUUUCAGAGAAGGGUGAGGGCUAUAGCCUGGCCUUCAAUACCCCCCAUGUUACUCACUCAAGCGCCAACGUCGU